Exaiptasia diaphana is the source of this 785-nucleotide messenger RNA. RefSeq names its product insulin-like growth factor 2 mRNA-binding protein 1. The transcript is spliced from 9 exons. The record is from RefSeq and is a predicted model, not a curated record. Gene Ontology annotation, cellular component: cytoplasm; cytosol; nucleus. Gene Ontology annotation, biological process: regulation of gene expression; nervous system development. Bases 274 to 753 code for a protein of 159 amino acids. Gene Ontology annotation, molecular function: mRNA 3'-UTR binding. Lineage: Eukaryota; Metazoa; Cnidaria; Anthozoa; Actiniaria; Aiptasiidae.
ACGUGGACUUGGCUUUGGUCCUGAAAGUUUUCUACAUUGCUACAGGAAUUUGCAAUACUACUGCCCUUAUAACAGCAUAUUAUUAUUUACCUUUCUCUGGCCUUGUAGUGUGAGGUGUUUGCCUGAUUUGCGAAGGAAAGCCGAGUACGGUGAAUGGAUUCAGAGCUGAUUAGUAUAUGAUUGCAGUUCGCCAUAGUUGUAGUAGAGUAGUAGUCGUAGCAACGCUGAAUUUUCUUGUUCAAGAUACAUAACUGUUAAAAGUGAAUAAGUGUUAUGGACUUUGAAGGACACAACAAUAGUGAAGGUGCAGUACCUGGAAYGCCCGUAAUGGCAUUUGCAGAGGGUGGCAUGCAUGAUCCAACUAUGCACCCAGAGUUUGCUUAUAUGAACCCUGAAGAUGGUAUGCCAGAUGAAGGUCUUCACGAACAUGGAGAUCACGGCAGGGAAAAUAGAGGUGGUAGACCUAGGUAUAGAGGCCCAAGAGGAGGACGACCUGGUAAAGAAAAUGGCGGCUAUUAUCUUAGGUGUCUUAUUCCUUGUAAAAUGGUUGGAGCUGUUAUUGGCACUAGUGGAAAUAAAAUCAAGAAAAUCACAGAGGCCACAAAUACUUCUAUUGACAUCCAUCGUAAAGAGGACAGAAGAGAGAUAGACAAGCUMGUGACAAUUCGUGGUAAUCCAGAUGAUUGCAGCAUGGCUAACAUGCAGAUUCACAAACUGAUGCGUGAAGAAACCGAUGAAUCACUUAGAAGGUAACAACAACUAGAACAAAACUACUUUAUACUGCU